GAGAUGAUCCACAGUUGUGGUUAAAGCAUUAAUGUGCAAACACACCGAGACUGUUUUUGAUACCGCUGUGGACAGCCCGUAGCUGCAACUUGAUAACCUGGAAGUUUGCUUGUCCUAAGUGGGGCGAUGACACAAUUAGCAGAGAGCCGGCGGGCACUUGUGAACUGUUGGGGGAUUCCAGUCGUCCUCUGGACUGCCGUCAAUUUAAUUGGUCUGUCUGUGUCCGCCGAAUAUAACCUGAGAACUGUUGCGGGUGGCCAUAUUCGAGAAAGGAAUGAUAGACAACAUAAUGCAGCACAGUUGCCGCGGCGUACCGAACCGACACCAGCUGCAUUGCCAGUACUCGCCUACAGAGACGGCCGUCGCUUCCAACGAAUCUCUCGUCACGAUGUUGUUAUGCAGUCGGCACGCGCGAAGGAGCUACCGAAUGCUGACGUUACACCACCAGUGAAACCAGGGUUUCACCCCGUAUCGCCGGAAGUGCAAGGUGAGAUCAAGGAAGCUGAAGCAAGACAAGGAGAGAAUCGAGAUUUCAGAGAUUGGGACAUCGGAUCUCACCAUGACGUCGUGCAGAAGAAUGAACAUACACUGGGGGCCAAACCCCCUAACUCCAGUUUGGCUCGUGGCCUAGCUGGGGCAAAGCAUUAACCGGCAGGUUUUGGUGACCCUUUUCACCGUUUCCUACCAUUCUGUGAGUCAGCUUUAAACAUUCAUGGGUAACCAUUUGCUGCGUCCCUGAGUGCACGUUAAUAAACUUGGGAUCGUUGUUACUGGUCUGCAGAAAAAUACAUUUUUCUGAGCUUCAUCUUCCCUCAGAACAUUUUCUGGAUUGAUGAUGCAUUAGCUGAUGAACGCAUCUUGUGCUUAGAGAUCAUUGGAUUCACCCCCUGCUGCGUGCUUUGCUAAUUAGUAGUGCUCCA
This is a messenger RNA of Toxoplasma gondii ME49, 920 nucleotides long. RefSeq lists its product as hypothetical. NCBI's taxonomy places the organism in Eukaryota, Apicomplexa, Conoidasida, Eucoccidiorida, Sarcocystidae. The transcript has 3 exons. The coding region runs from base 127 to 648 and encodes 173 amino acids. The record is from RefSeq and is a predicted model, not a curated record.